Messenger RNA from Geodia barretti, 1788 nucleotides. The record is from the annotation of a GenBank genome assembly. NCBI's taxonomy places the organism in Eukaryota, Metazoa, Porifera, Demospongiae, Tetractinellida, Geodiidae.
CUGUGUGCGUGUGCACACCCACGCAAAAGUAUGGCGUCCUCUUCUCAUGGUGUGCGCAACCUCUUCAACUUUUUUUGGCUGUGCGGCAAGCUCAAGCACCUCAAGAGGACGGGUUGGGUGAACCACAAAGUGUCCGAGCCCGAGACGGUAUCGGGACACAUGUACAGAAUGGCGAUGAUGUCGUUUCUCUUUGGAAGCAAGUCAAAUCCCAGUGUCGAUAGAGACAGGUGUAUCAGGAUGGCGUUGGUUCAUGAUCUGGCCGAGUCGAUUGUUGGAGAUCUCACCCCUUCAUCUGGAGUCAGUAAAGAGGAGAAACACUCCAGAGAAAAGGCAGCAAUGGAGCAGAUUCAAACCUACCUUCCCCAAGAGGUUGGAAAAGAAAUGUACGACCUCUGGCUGGAGUAUGAGACGGGACAGACUGCCGAGGCUCGGGUCGUGAAGGAUUUGGACAAGUUUGACAUGAUAUUCCAGGCUUUCGAGUACGAAAAAGCUGAGUCAAGAGAAGGCGAGUUGCAGCAAUUCUUUGACUCAACCAAAGGUACGUUUGUGAGUCCAGAAGUGAAGGAGUGGGUGAGUGAACUGUACUCAAUGCGACAAGACGCACUGGGACCGUCCGAUUAUCCACAUCCCUCAAACUAACACUCUCUCUGUGCAAUAUACUACAUUAUAUAUACACACUCUUCAUAACCAGCAAAUGUGACCGUAACAGCAGCACAGGGCAAUAACAAUAUGCCUAAACACUUUCAGUGUAUCUAUCCACUUGUAUGAUGCAUAAUACUAUGAUAUUGGUAGCUAUAAGUAUGGGGUGUUCUUUUGUGGGAGGGGACUGGACUCCACGGUCACUUCUUUGGCUGUGGUGGCCACUGCUUCGGUGGGCGUCUCUUGGUGGAGGGAGCUGUCUUCUUUUGAGGCUGUGGAGGCCCACUGUCAACCCUGUCAUUGGCAGGAGCUUGAAACUUUGAAAGAAUUCCGCCCAGCUUUUUGGUGGGUGACUUGGCUUUCUCCUGUGCAGGUGGUGAUUUCUUUACUGGAGGAGAAGCCUCUUUCUCUACUGGGGCUGGUGAAGGCGUUUUGUCUUGCACCACAGCCGGCGCAAGCUGCUCUUCUGAUUGCCCGUCCACUUCUUCCUUCUCCUCCUCUGAUGGAGUGGGUUGGGCCUCAGCCAGAGUAGGUUGGACUUCAGCUGGAGUGACCAACUCCGGAGUUGGGGUGGGGGAUUUCGGUUUUUCCUCCGGGGUAGGGGUAGGUGUCUUUGUCUUCUGGAGUUUCGGAGUGGGUGACUUUGCUUUCUCUGGAGAAGGUGACUUGGAUUUCUCUGGAGUUGGUGUGACCUCCUUUUCGGGGGAUUUCUUCUUUUUCGGCUUCUCGGGGGCUACUUUCCCUUUCUGGAGUUUCGGAGUGGGAGAUUUCACUUUCUCCGGGGUAGGGGUUUCCUCCUUUUGAGGGGACGGGGUUGGGAUUUUCUCCUUUGGCUUUUUCGAAGCUGGAGAUCGUGGCUUUGUUGGGGGAGGAGCCGAGAGCUGUUCGCCAGCACUCCCCUCACCGUUUGCUAGAGUGGGGGUCUUUUCUCUGGAUUUCUCGGGAGGAGGAGAGGAGAUUUCUUGAUCAUUAGUAUCACCAUUGAGAAGAAUAGGCUCAGCCUCCAUGAUUUCAGUGAGCUCUUGUUCGAGUUGGUCUUUCUGUACUUUCAGCAGUAUUAUCUCCUCCUCCUGUGCAAUACACAAUACAACGAAUGCUCUGAGAAAGUGUGGCAAUAAAGGACUAUGUGGUCAAAAGUAAAAUGCUGGU